AUGCCUCGAGGGCAUGUCUUGACUACUGACCAUGAUGGCCGCCCACUCAAGAUCCUCUUCUUGAUCCAAAGCAAAGAUCACCAGGAGAUUGUACUCGAAACUUUGAACGACAAUGUCGAGGUUCUCAGGAGCUUUGUCACGAGCUGGAACCGCGGGGAACAGCACAUGUCUACCACGUCACCCGACACGAGACUUCAUAUUUCAGCGAAGCCGGCAACAGAUCAACUGUGGAACCACACGAACCGCAGAACACGUGGGAAUGUCCAUAUCUACUCAGUGAAAGACAACGUUCGUCUCGGGUAUGAAGGGUAUUCGAUCAACCACAGAGACCUUAACAGUCACAAGACGCCAGACCUGCAGAAGGCUAUCACAGAGGCCGAAACAUACGUGUAUACGCAGACAACCAAACAGUGA
Clonostachys byssicola is the source of this 414-nucleotide messenger RNA. The record is from the annotation of a GenBank genome assembly. Lineage: Eukaryota; Fungi; Ascomycota; Sordariomycetes; Hypocreales; Bionectriaceae.